CCAAAUUGGAUUGACGAAUCAUCUUUUUCUCUUUCUUGUUUUUGCUGUUCGCUGAUCGAAGCAAAAAAAUUUGCCGCUUUUCUCAUCUUUUGACUGUAAAUCAAGGUUCCAAUCAUCAAGUUUCCCAGGAGAUAAGGGAGCCUUUGCUGAAUUCCAACUUGGAAGUGAUUUUUUCAUCGCAAAUAUAUUGUAACUGUCCAUUAUGGCAUCUUCCUCUGCAUCUCGAAAAGGAAAGUAUGAUGUGUUUCUUAGCUUUAGAGGAGAGGAUACCCGUGACAAUUUUACUAGCCAUCUCUAUGAUGCUUUAUGUUGUAAAAAAAUCAAGACCUUCAUAGACAAUGACCUUGAAAGAGGGGAAGAAAUAACACCAGGCCUUUUGAGAACAAUUGAAGAAUCAAUGAUUUCUGUAAUCAUUUUCUCCAAAAAUUAUGCAUCUUCUCCAUGGUGCUUGGAUGAAAUGGUGAAGAUACUUGAAUGCUAGGAAAUUUAUGGUCAGAUGCUUUUACCAAUUUUUUACCACAUAGAUCCAUCUGAUGUUGAAAGACAAAGUGGCAGUUUUGCAGAGGCAUUUAUUGAGCUUGAGAAGAACUUCAAGGAGAAAAUGGAAAGGAUGCCCCGUUGGAGGGCUGACUUGAUGAAAGUUGCUAGUAUAUCAGGAUGGGAUUCCCAAGUGAUAAGGUCUGAGGCAAAACUUGUGAAAGAAAUUGUGCAACAUAUUUUGAGAAAAUUGAAUUAUGCAUCGUCAGGAGAUUCAAAGGGUCUGAUUGAAACAGACUUACACAUUAGGCUGAUUAAAAAUUUGUUACGCGUUGGGUUGACAAGUGUUUGUCUUGUAGGAAUUUGGGGUAUGGCUGGCAUAGGUAAAACAACUAUUGCUAGAGCUAUUUUCAACGCUCUCUUAAAUCAAUUUGAAGCUUGCAUUUUUCUUGAGAAUAUAAGGGAAGAAUCAAAACAAUUUGGGGGGCUAUGUCAUUUAAGAGAAAAGAUUCUUUUUGAAUUGUUAGAGGAGGAAAAUCUACAUAUUGUCACUCUCAAUGUAGAAUCUAUCUCCAUUAAGGAUAGUAUUCGCAACAAAAGGGUCUUGCUUGUCCUUGAUGAUUUGAAUGAUGUGGAUCAGCUAGAAGUCCUGAUUGGAAGAUGUGAUUUUGCUUUGGGAAGUAGAAUUAUUGUGACAUCUAGAGAUAGGCAUGUUCUUAAGAAUGGAGUUGAUGAAAUAUAUGAAGUUGAGGGAUUAAAUGAUGAUGAAGCUCUUCAACUUUUCAGUUUGAAUGCUUUUAAGAAAAAUUAUCCCACUUCUGAUAGAUUGGAGCUAUCAAAUAGGGUGGUGAACUAUGCUCAAGGAAACCCCUUGGCACUUAAAGUUUUGGGUUCUUUCCUGUUUGACAGAAGGAGAGAAGAUUGGGAAAGCACAUUGGAUAAACUUGGAAGAAUUCCUCAGCCUAAAAUUUUUCACAUGUUGAGAAUAAGUUUUGAUGUGCUAGAUGACGAAGAGAAAAAUAUAUUUCUUGAUAUUGCAUGUUUUUUCAAGGGGCAACAAAUUGAUUAUAAGAGAAUACUAGAUGGUUGUGGUUUCUCAGCAGGCAUUGGAAUUAGUGCUCUUGUUGACAAAUGCCUUAUUACCUUCCUAGGAAACAAGUUGGAGAUGCAUAACUUGCUGCAAGAGUUGGCUCAUGAAAUUGUUCGCCAAGAAUCUGUUAAAGAGCUGGGCAAGUGCAGUAGAUUGUGGAGUCCUACUGAUGUUUAUCAAGUGUUGACCAAAAAUCUAGGAUCUAAAAAGGUUGAGGGAAUAUUCUUAGAAACAACUAAAAUUGGAGAAAUGUACUUGAGUUCCAAAGCCUUCAUGAGGAUGUAUAACCUUAAACUGCUGAAAAUCCAUAAUUCCAUAGUUGGAAAGAACUGUAAAGUGCAUCUGCCUUGUGGCCUUGAGUUUCUUUCUGAUGAGUUGAGGUAUCUUCAUUGGGAGAUACCUCUGAGCUCUCUGCUAUCCAAUUUUCAAGCAGAGAAACUUGUUGAACUGAACUUGCCUAACAGCUGUGUUAAACAACUAUGGACAGGAGUACAGCUUAUUGUCUCUGGCUGCUCAAGUAUAAACAAGUUUCCAGAGGUUUCAAAGAGCAUAAGGAAGUUGUUCUUAGAUGGGACAGCAAUAGAGGAAAUUCCAUCAUCAAUUGAGUAUCGCUUUGAACUUGUUGAAUUGAGCCUGCAAAACUGCAAAAAGUUUGUUCUUCCAAGUUGUAUUUGUAAGUUGAAAUCUUUGCAAAAGCUCACAUUAAGAUGCCUUUAUUUAGGUGGAACAGCCAUAAGAGAGUUACCAUCACCCAUCGAAAAUUUGAAGGCACUUUCCAGCUUGGAAUUGAGGAACUGCAAAAGAAUUCGGGGAUUGCCAGUGUUGAUCUCAAUUGUUCAUAAUUCAGGUUCACAUUUACAAUUCUUGCGGAAGCUAUAUCUAACUGGUUGCAGGAUGUGCCACAUACCUGACUGCAUCGGCUACUUAUUCUCUCUAGAAGCUUUAGAUCUAAGUGGAAACUCUUUUAAUCGGAUACCUGCUAGCAUCAGAAUGCUCACGGAGCUGCAAUAUCUCGGUUUAAGGGAUUGCGAGUUGCUACUAUCAAUAAGAGCACUUCCACACCAGUUGACAAAAUUAGAUGCAUACAACUGUUUCUCACUCCGAUAUGUGUCAAUUGACUCGACUAUAGUUGAGGGAAACAUUUUUGAAUUCCUUUUCACUAAUUGCAGAAACUUGCACGGGACUGCUAGGCACAACAUCAUGACAUAUGCGCUAACAAAAUUUCAGCUUUAUUCAAAAAGAUUGCACAAUCAGAUGCCUUACGUGCGAGCAGGGGAAUCUGGUUUUGCUUCCCUGGAAGCAGUAUUCCAAAGUGGUUCAGCCAUCAAAGUGGGGGAUUAUCCAUGGCAAUCCACCUGUCUCCAUAUUGGGCUAAUAGUGAGUUCUUAGGUUUUGCCCUGUGUGCUGUUAUUACUUUUAACAACUAGAACAUGAAUGACUUUGGUUUCCAAGUUAAAUGCAGAUAUCUCUUCAGAAAUGAUUAUUAUGACUGCAAAGAUCUCCAUUGCUAUUUUGGUGGUUGGUAUGGUCGUAAAACUGCUAGGAAUUAUUGGGAGGGAGAGGAUAGUGAAACAGCUCAUACAUUCUUUGGGUAUGAUCCCUUUGUGGAUGUCACAAAAGAUGAUUGGUUCGUCAAAUACAGUAAGCUUCUUGUGGAAUUCUAGCCUGAAGAUAUGAACGGUUAUCCUUUACGUUGUUCUAACGUUAUCAGUUGUGGGGUUGGUAUGCUAUAUUUUCAAGAGGAAAGAUUCUGUCAAUGUCCUUUCAUCCAUCAACAAGUUGAGGAAGCAUUAUCAAAAACUGAGGGUCAAAUGUGUUACGGUGAGGAAUAUAUGGGAGCUACUGUUACUGGGUUAAAAUUCAGUGAGUUGAAAUUGGAUGUAUCUAGAUAUCGUCAAUUUGGGUGCUUCGAUUUGAUUGACCAGAAAGAGCUUGACCUUCUUACCUCGGAGAUCAUCAUAGAUAAGUCUCAGAAACACCAGAAUAUGCAUGACCUUGUUGGCCUACUUUAAAAAGGUCAAUGAAUGAGUUUAUUAAAAGUUAGUAAACUCAACAAUCAUGUCACAAUUUUUGAAUUAUGAAAAAUGAAUUGGAAUGUGACCAAUAGCGCACUAUUUUUAAGUAUAAUGUACUGAAAAUUUUCUGCGUUGCAAAUAAAAAAUUUCUCUCAUUGUGAUGAAAGGGAGAAACUUUCCUAGAUUUAUUUCAUUAUAAACUCAAUACACAAAUAUGUAGAUUUCAAUUUCAUCAUUUAUAUUGUCUUUGAAUUAACGAUGAAUGAGAUUUAGGGAAGAAUUUUCCAAGACUUUAGAAAAGCUGAUGUCUCUCUUUGCCUUUUGUAUUUUUGCUGCUGGUGUCAGUACCUCCCUUGACACGUGGGUGUCAUCUUGGUGCCUGCAGUUUUAUGGUUUGGUGAUCAA
Messenger RNA from Hevea brasiliensis (rubber tree), 3987 nucleotides. RefSeq names its product disease resistance protein RPV1. NCBI's taxonomy places the organism in Eukaryota, Viridiplantae, Streptophyta, Magnoliopsida, Malpighiales, Euphorbiaceae. The record is from RefSeq and is a predicted model, not a curated record. Gene Ontology annotation, molecular function: protein binding; ADP binding. Gene Ontology annotation, biological process: defense response; signal transduction.